UGAAUCCGUGAUUCCUUAUCCCGCGUGGGCGUAUCCGCAAAAAAGUCCCCACGGUUUUCAAUGGCUUCCCCGCCGUGUCUCCUCUUCCGCCCCAGCCCGCCGCUGUGCAGCCGGCGCCGCCGCAGUAGGCCCCCCUCCCCCUACCUCCUUUCCAAGCAAAGCCUUCACCGACUUCCCUCACCAAGAACAUGCCGCCGUCCAGUGGUGGCGGCAGUGGCAAAGCAGCUCGUGCCGCGGCCGCCAGGUACCGGCCGGCGGACGGGGGCGACGGGCUUCGCCUGUCACUGUUCCUACGACACCAAGAACGGACUGCCCACGCCUCCACCGGAUAAGGGAAAAAGCUCGGAUGAGUGGCCAGUCCUUCGCAGGUGGGAUGUUCCGUGGGAGUGGCCAACGAUUUCCCUCACCAUGGUGGCAUGUGCAGUAAGCUUUCUUUUGACAGGGAUGGUUGAGCAAUUUAUUUUGGAGCAACUAGGUUUUCAAGCUGGGGGGACAACUCUAGAUGAGAAGGCAGAAAUUCUCUUCUUGGGACAACUUAGCACGACAGUAGUUGUACUUGGAGUUAUAUUUGGCAUCACCGGUACAUUUCGACCAUUCUCAGAUGAUAUAUUUCGCUAUGAAUUCAAGGAACCAUUUAAGCUGCAAAACGGUUGGCUUCUGUGGUCUGGAAUCGGCCUAUUUGUUGCAGUAGUGGCUAUUGCUUUAGCAGGUGCUGCAAUGACAUUUGUGAACGGUGAAACACCACAGAGAGAGACGGACUCGCUGGUCCUUUUGUUGCCGCUGAUUGGCUCAUCAAACGUUAGCACUGCCUGUUUGCUGGGCAUCACUGGGAUUUUGGCACCCAUUCUGGAGGAAACUGUGUUUCGAGGAUUUCUUAUGGUAUCCCUGACUAUGUGGUUCUCUACUCCAUAUGCUGUGCUUAUCACUGCUGCAAUGUUUGCCUUUGCUCAUCUUACACCAGGAGAAUUCCCACAGCUUUUUGUGCUUGGUGUUGUCUUAGGAUUUUCAUAUGCUCAAACCCGCAAUCUUCUAACUCCUAUUGCCAUACAUGCUGUCUGGAACUCUGGAGUAAUAUUGUUGCUAACCUUUCUUCAGAUGCAAGGGUAUGAUAUCAGGGAGAUUUUGCAGGCAUCUUGAAGAUUUAACUUGGUUAGAUUGAUUUCGUCCUGUGCUUUCUUGUAUCAGAGUAUGUCAUUAUCAAAUACACAAUGAUAGAUAACCCUUUGCUUAACUGGGUGUAUUUAGAUUUGAUGCAUAGCAUCUAAUUAAAAACUUUUUUUUUCUUAAAGUGUGUUAAUAUUUUACUGUGUUAUGAAGUCGAAAUUUAGAGCUCUAGAAGAAAUCAUGCUAUGUAUAAUCAUUUGUUUAAGGCAAUUAAAUAACAGAAGCCAGUUCUGUGAUAAUUGUUUAUACUUUAUGACAGGCAUAUAAUUCUAGUUCUAGUA
Molecule: messenger RNA, 1445 nt
Organism: Sorghum bicolor (sorghum)
Lineage: Eukaryota; Viridiplantae; Streptophyta; Magnoliopsida; Poales; Poaceae
Exons: 10
Coding region: 61-1137 (358 amino acids)
Biological process (GO): CAAX-box protein processing
Cellular component (GO): membrane
Molecular function (GO): metalloendopeptidase activity
Source: RefSeq, a predicted model, not a curated record